UGGACUGCUUGCCGCCGCCUCCACUCUCCUUUACUGCUGUUUCGCCAUUAAAAAGCUAAAAAGGUUCCCAACCCGAAGCCCUUUUCCUGAUUCUUCUUCUUCCUCCUCCCUCCAUCGCGGAUUAGAUUCCUAAAUUAGGAGCUAUUGAAAGCUAUGGCGUGGAUUGGGAGCUUAGAACGCUGAUUAGUGAAAUCCGAAAAUCCGAAAAUUCCGAAUUAGCUGUAAAGAGUGAGAAGGACGACGAGGAAAGAUGAGCGGGAUGGAGAAGUACGAGGUGGUGAAGGACAUCGGGUCUGGUAACUUUGGGGUGGCGAGGCUUAUGCGGCACAAGGAAACCAAAGAGCUUGUCGCGAUGAAGUAUAUUCCAAGAGGCAAGAAGAUCGACGAGAAUGUGGCGAGGGAGAUCAUCAAUCACCGCUCUCUUCGUCAUCCUAACAUCAUCCGAUUCAAGGAGGUUGUGCUAACCCCGACUGAUCUUGCGAUUGUUAUGGAGUAUGCCGCCGGCGGCGAGCUCUUCGAGCAGAUCUGCAACGCCGGCAGAUUCAGUGAAGACGAAGCAAGGUAUUUCUUCCAGCAGCUCAUAUCUGGCGUCAGCUACUGCCAUUUCAUGCAAAUCUGUCACCGUGAUCUAAAGCUCGAGAACACUCUUCUUGACGGAAGCCCUGCUCCACGGCUCAAAAUCUGCGAUUUCGGCUACUCGAAGUCGUCGCUGCUGCAUUCGAGGCCGAAGUCGACGGUGGGUACGCCGGCGUAUAUAGCGCCGGAGGUUCUCUCCCGCCGGGAGUACGACGGGAAGCUUGCAGAUGUCUGGUCAUGUGGUGUAACUUUGUAUGUCAUGCUGGUGGGUGCCUACCCUUUUGAGGAACAAGAUGAUCCCAGAAACUUCAGAAAAACCAUUGGGAGAAUCAUGUCAGUCAAGUAUAAGAUUCCGGACCAUGUUCAUAUAUCUCAGGACUGCAGGCAUCUUCUCUCCCGCAUUUUUGUUGCCAGCCCUUUAAAGAGAAUAACGAUAAGCGAGAUAAGAAAACAUCCAUGGUUCUUGAAGAACUUGCCGAGGGAGCUGACUGAAGCAGCGCAAGCAGCGUACUACAAGAGGGAUAACAGUGCGCCAAUCUACUCCCUCCAGAGCAUUGAGGACAUUAUGAAGAUUGUGAAGGAAGCAAGGCUUCUUCCCACUUCCACUCCUGUGCCAGGGUUUGGUUGGGCUGAGGAAGAAGAUGAAGACGACGAAGCCGAGGAUGGUAACCCAGAGGAAGAAGAUGAGUAUGAGAAGCAGGUGAAGGAGGUUCAUGCCAGUGGUGAAUACCAAAUCAGUUGAUAGGAGAAGCUGUGAUAUGGUUGCUGCCUUAUCUUUUGUAUAAUAUAAGUAAGAGGUAUUUUGGAAUCAAUUCCAAUUUUUUGAUGAUUUUUAUAUAUUGUGUUUUUUUGUGUUUAUGUUUCUAUAUGAAUAAGAGCAUGUUUGGUGUGUGUACUCAAAUUGUGUUAUUUUUAUUUUUAUUGAAUUAUUAUA
Phalaenopsis equestris is the source of this 1510-nucleotide messenger RNA. Its product is annotated as serine/threonine-protein kinase SAPK7-like. Gene Ontology annotation, molecular function: protein serine/threonine kinase activity; ATP binding. The coding region runs from base 251 to 1318 and encodes 355 amino acids. Lineage: Eukaryota; Viridiplantae; Streptophyta; Magnoliopsida; Asparagales; Orchidaceae. The record is from RefSeq and is a predicted model, not a curated record. Gene Ontology annotation, biological process: protein phosphorylation; intracellular signal transduction. The transcript has 9 exons.